Molecule: messenger RNA, 777 nt
Organism: Notodromas monacha
Lineage: Eukaryota; Metazoa; Arthropoda; Ostracoda; Podocopida; Cyprididae
Source: the annotation of a GenBank genome assembly
AUGCCGGCGUGUCUCGCGGGAAAACUGCGCUCCGGCAAACACCACCACGCCACGGCGUUCACGUCGGGCUCGCAGCAGGCCCACGACAGAUCCUCAUUCACGUCCAUAGUGCCGGAAGAAGAGCCGUCGCUGGCGUCCGCACCCGGCGACCGCGUCGUGUUCAGCGGCGGCCAUGUGGACUUUGACCAGCCGCCACCGCCGCCGGAUCCGCCGACGACGACGACGACGACGACGAACAACUCAGCGGGUAAAUCCGGCAAGGGCCGUGCGGCGCAGGCGUAUAUCAAGUGGCAGAAGCCGACGGCGGCGCCGGUGGCGGCCAAUUGUUCCUCGUGUGCGAGCCACGAGCAGCUGGUGCGGGUCCGGCUGGGCAUGAUCAAGCAGAGGAUCCUGUCGCGACUUGGGUACGUGAGAUCCCUGCCGGAUGCGUCGUAUCGGGACAUCCCCAAGAACUCGCCGCUGCAGAAGCUCAUCGAGGACUUCUCCAUGCAGUCGGACUCGCCGGCGAUGGGGCUGCGACCCGGGGACGCCAACGCGCAUUACGACGACGGCGAGGGCGACGCUCAGAUCCAGAGCAUGUACGUCGUGGCGAGAACACUGGCGUCCUCGCCGCCAGCGACAAUCAGUCUUAGACGCCUGGCACCGCAGAACGUCGUCGUGUUCCAGACGUCGUGUUUUAACCACGAGCUGUCCUUCCCGGCGACCUCGCAUCCUGUGCAGGCUGGAAAACGGCAAUUUGCGUUGACUACGGUUGCGUCUUGCUCGAAAGCUAGCUAA